AUGCAGCUUUUCCAAACCGUGCCCGCGUUGCUUCUGCUCAGCACUGCGAAUGCUUACACCUUGACCUUCUAUGUCGGCUCUGAAUGCAAUAGCGAAGAACUCGAAGUUGUGAACAACGUUGGUGGCACAUGUCUUUCGACCGGUCUCAGUGGCACCAAUGCCCAGUCAGUUGAGGUUACCAAAGAAGACUCCGACUCCGAUAACCAAGAAAUCGCGUUCCACCAAUCGGAUGAUUGUACCGGACAGACACUCACCCUAACAGAAUCAGGAUGCGUCAACAUUGAUACCGCAGGCCUCGUAGCCAACUCAUACAGAGUGGAUACUGCUUAA
This is a messenger RNA of Penicillium longicatenatum, 330 nucleotides long. RefSeq lists its product as uncharacterized. NCBI's taxonomy places the organism in Eukaryota, Fungi, Ascomycota, Eurotiomycetes, Eurotiales, Aspergillaceae. The record is from RefSeq and is a predicted model, not a curated record. The transcript is spliced from 3 exons. The coding region runs from base 1 to 330 and encodes 109 amino acids.